Messenger RNA from Aplosporella prunicola CBS 121167, 744 nucleotides. RefSeq lists its product as uncharacterized. The coding region runs from base 1 to 744 and encodes 247 amino acids. The record is from RefSeq and is a predicted model, not a curated record. Lineage: Eukaryota; Fungi; Ascomycota; Dothideomycetes; Botryosphaeriales; Aplosporellaceae. The transcript is spliced from 2 exons.
AUGCGUUUCUCUUCCAUCGCUCUCGCUGCCGUUGCCGCCGGCACUGCCUUUGCUGGCAACCACAACCACGCUCGUCUCCACAAGACGCACAAGCCCCGUGCUUCUACUCCUGCUGAGGUCGAGAAGCGCGGUCUGAUCCUUGACGCCAUUCACGAGGCCGAGAUCAUCACCCUUGGUCUGAUCUCCGCCGGCAUCAACUCCCUCGACGGCACCGACGCCGACGUAUGGGUUGGUGACAACGGCCAGUACACCAACGACUUCAUCAACCAGGGUGACGACGACGUCGUCGUUGUCAUCUGGGGCCCUGCUGCCUCCUGGGUCAACGUCGAUGCUCCCCUCGUCACGGCCACGGUCAAGGCGGGCUCCAACACGACCGUCUCCUUCAAGGACGGUGCCAGCGGCGCCUGGGCCGUCAUCUACAAGGACACGGAGCUCGUCAACGGCCAGAUCUCGGAGACGUGGGGUGAGUACACGUUUGGCGAGUGGGGUGUCGUUGACGUCUCUCGCGAGGUCAACAUGAACGGCCACAGCAUGGCCAUCCACGGCCCCAAGUGCAUCUCGGACAUGGACACGUGCGUGUUCAAGUGCAAGGGCGACGCCGCCAACUGCUGGCAGGAGUACGAGCUCGUCAACUGCGAGAACGGCUCCCAGGAAGGCGCCACCAACGGCCUGUCGUACGGCGCGCCGUCGGGUGGCUGCGGUGGCAUGGGCAGCAGCGCCGCGCUCAAGACUUACAUCAACUAA